Caenorhabditis remanei is the source of this 1200-nucleotide messenger RNA. RefSeq lists its product as uncharacterized. Gene Ontology annotation, biological process: innate immune response. Bases 1 to 1200 code for a protein of 399 amino acids. Lineage: Eukaryota; Metazoa; Nematoda; Chromadorea; Rhabditida; Rhabditidae. The record is from RefSeq and is a predicted model, not a curated record. The transcript has 5 exons.
AUGGAUAAACUUGCUGAAGCUCAGAAGCAACUUUCGAGGAAGAGAGUCUUCCCUUCUUCUUCCAUGUGUUCUUCUCAAUAUUCGAAUUCUUCUUCUUCUUCCCCAUCACCGAAAGCAACUGAGAACUCUGGCGGACUAAUGCCUUUGGGACAAUCUGUUUUUCGUACGGCUCAUCAUUUGCCAGGAGUAUGGGUCACGGAGGGUCAGGACGAUAUGAAACGCACCUGCCAGCUGGCAUGGAUAUUAUGGGAUCCAAAAUCUAUAAGAAUGACAUCAGCACCGACAUGGAAUGGAAUGCCUGACAGAGUCAAGCUCAACAUUUUCCAGUUCCUCAACACACUGGAAAAAAGUCGUCUGCGGCAGGUCACCAGAAACGACAAAAGGGUGAUGGAUUCAAUUCCUCAAAAGUGUGCCGUUGUCGCCAUCCAGGUCUCCGACCCAUGGAUGAGCUGCAAGGUUAUCGAAAACCGAACGACACCCGAGUAUGAGAUAAAGCCUGAUAACCUUACUUUCGACAUGUCGUCAGUCUUCAAAAAUCCAAGGUUGGUAAUUGGAGUACUAGAUGUGUCCGUGUUUCUUAGUGGAUUCGGGAGACUCAAGAAACUGAUCAGCUCAUUUCAAUUUUGGGGACUUCCAAAGAACUCUCUCAAGGUCGAGAAUCUGAGACUGCACUCUGAGGCACCAGACUGUGAGGUUUUCAUCUCCGACAUGCCAUACAUUGAGGGUUUAGACACUUUUAAGUACUUUGUCGCCUUGCUGACAUACCUGGAUGUCCGGGUGUUGAAGAAGAUAACUAUCCAUUCAUUUAUGGCAAUUGAUCUGCUUCAACGACUCGGAGACACACAACAAUGGAAAACCUGCAAUUGGAUCGAAAUCAGGACUAAAGAGUUGUUCCACUACAACCAGCUCUUCAAUGAGUGGAGAGGGACAAAGAUCGAGAUAUGGGGAUUGAAUGAGAAGUCAUUAAUCACCGAAAAAGCAAACAGCUAUGUGAAACCUUAUCUGGAGAAACGGCUGGGCUCCACAUACCAUAUUCGGAGUGUUAAUGAAGAGGUGAAGUCGGAGUCGCAGAACCAUCAUAUCCCAACUGUCCUUGGCGCGAAUAUUCUUCAUGUGACACUCCAUGAGGGAUACUUGAAAGGGGUCGUUGAACCAGCGGCCAGUUCAUCUCAAGCGGGUGCAUCGAGCUCGAAUUGUUAA